CAGGGCGCAGACCGCCCGGGUCUCUGUCUCUGACAGGGACGCCCUGUCAGAGACGGGGGACGCCAGAGACUCGCCGGCGCCAACUCGCCCAGCGCGCCGGCAGCCCCGCGUCCGGGUCAAUCGCAGGGCCGCAGCCCCUUCCGGCAGACCAGAGGCUGGGAGCCGAGGGGGCUCGGCCCGAGCCACGCUCCCAUUGGCUGAGACCGCACCGCCCAGACCAAGUUGAGCUGUUCCCGCACCUGUGAGCGGCAGAGGCUCCGGGCCUUCCCCGGCCGCGGGCCCACCACCAACCCAGCAUCUCCGGCCUGCUCCCGCGGCGCCCCCAACUUGCUCGGUCCUCCUCCUCCCCCGGUCCUGCGGCCUCUGCGGUCCUCCAGUAACAGCCGGCUCAGCUCCUGCUCAAGGAAACUGGACCGGCGGCCUGACUGCUGUCCAGCAUCCUUCCCGAGGGCGCAGCUUGAGGGGAGGAAGCACUCCCCCUCCCCCCCAACCAAGUCCCCGAGAACAGAGCCUCGUGGAGGACGCGGCAGGAGGACGAGGGAUGAGGGAACAACCAGAGAGAUGCGAGCGAAGCUUUUAGGCCAGCCUUCCUGAACUGGAGGGGGUGUGGCAUGCAUUAAAAUUAAACAUCAAUGACCUGAGAAGCUUAUAAAAUAGCUUGGGAGAAGCCAGUCACCAAGAGAAGGCAUCUCGAAUUGGAUGAUUUUGCAUGUGGAAACUGCUUUCAUCUUGAUAAAAAAGGUCCACCUCCAGCCACCCAGCUCCAAGAUGGUCCCAGCUCUGCUGCUGCUGCUUCCUGCCCUGGCUGGACUCUUAGGAGCAGCUGAGGGACAGGCUUUCCAUCUCGGGAAAUGCCCAAAUCCUCCAGUGCAGGAGAACUUUGACGUGAAUAAGUAUCUUGGAAGAUGGUAUGAAAUUGAGAAGAUCCCAGUGAGCUUUGAGAAGGGAAGUUGCAUCCAAGCCAACUACUCGCUAAUGGAAAACGGAAACAUCAAAGUGAUAAACAAGGAGCUGAGAGCUGAUGGAACUGUGAAUCAAAUUGAAGGUGAAGCCACCCAGGAGAACAUCACGGAGCCUGCCAAGUUGGCAGUUAAGUUUUUCUGGUUCAUGCCAUCAGCUCCAUACUGGGUCCUGGCCACCGACUAUGAGAACUACGCCCUCGUGUACUCCUGUACCACAAUCAUCUGGCUUUUUCACAUGGAUCAUGUUUGGAUCUUGGGAAGAAACCCUUAUCUCCCUCCAGAAACAGUGACCUAUCUCAAAGAUAUCCUGACCUCUAAUGACAUUGACAUUGAGAAAAUAGCUGUCACAGAUCAGGUGAACUGCCCCGAGUUCCUAUAACCAGGCUCUAAAGGGAGGCUGCAUUCACUCCAUGUUCCUUCCUUUGCUUUGCUUUUCCCCUACACCACCCCCCUCAUAAAGACAAACCAAACCACCACAGCAAACUAUUACAAAUACCAGAAGGGAAAUGUGACAGCAGAAGCUAGUGGAGAGGAACUCAAGGCAAGUUGGCCCAAACACUUAGCCAUGCACCAUCCUGUUACCUUGCAAGCCUGAUAAUAAAUUUGCUGCUGACCUGCUGUGCUCACAGUAGACUACAAA
Messenger RNA from Lagenorhynchus albirostris (white-beaked dolphin), 1602 nucleotides. RefSeq names its product apolipoprotein D (gene APOD). The transcript has 6 exons. Gene Ontology annotation, biological process: lipid transport; brain development; tissue regeneration. Lineage: Eukaryota; Metazoa; Chordata; Mammalia; Artiodactyla; Delphinidae. Gene Ontology annotation, molecular function: cholesterol binding. The record is from RefSeq and is a predicted model, not a curated record. Bases 700 to 1341 code for a protein of 213 amino acids.